GGGGACACGGCGCUGAUCAUGAAGGUUUUCUGUCCCUUUCUGUGGUCUGCUGAGCAUCAAAGUGUGGAUUAUUGACAGUCAUGGAGCACUGAAGAAUGCUUGAAUGCUGAAGUGGGCCAGCAAGGCAACGAGGGACAGAUGACACUGGCUUGAGGAAGUAACUUGGUGCACCCUCAGAGUCCUCCAUUGGGAGGUCCAGCUGUGUGUGCACAAGCACACACACCCAGGUGUCCUCCCCUGUCAGCAAUGGGCUGUUGAAAGGAGAAACUUGAUCCCUAACUGCCCUGUGGAGAUGGAGGAUGAAGAACUGGAGUGUCCAAACUCCUCCUCAGAAAAGCGCUAUUUUCCCGAGUCCCUGGACUCCAGUGAUGGGGAUGAGGAGGUGGUUCUGGCCUGUGAGGACCUGGAAGUGAACCCUUUUGACGGACUACCAUACUCAUCACGCUAUUACAAACUUCUCAAAGAAAGAGAAGACCUCCCAAUAUGGAAAGAAAAAUACUCCUUUAUGGAGAAUCUGCUGCAAAAUCAAAUUGUGAUUAUUUCAGGAGAUGCCAAAUGUGGCAAGAGCUCUCAGGUUCCUCAGUGGUGUGCUGAAUAUUGCCUUUCCAUCCACUACCAACAUGGGAGCGUGAUCUGCACCCAGGUCCACAAGCAGACGGCAGUUCAGCUCGCCCUGCGAGUGGCGGACGAGAUGGAUGUUAACAUUGGACACGAAGUGGGCUACAUGAUCCCCUUUGAAAACUGCUGUACCAGUGAGACCAUCCUGAGGUACUGUACUGAUGACAUGUUGCAAAGAGAAAUGAUGUCCAGUCCUUUCUUGGGUAGCUAUGGGGUCAUCAUCUUAGACGACGUUCAUGAAAGAAGCAUCGCAACUGAUGUGUUACUUGGACUUCUUAAAGACGUUUUGCUAGCAAGACCAGAACUGAAGCUCAUAAUUCACUCCUCACCUCUGCUGAUCAGCAAACUUAGUUCUUACUAUGGAAACGUGCCUCUCAUAGAAGUGAAGAGAAAGCACCCUGUGGAGGUGGUGUACCUCAGUGGGGCGCACAAGGACUCCUUCCAGUCCAUUUUACAGCUUAUCUUUGAAAUUCACCACUCGGGAGAGAAGGGUGACGUUGUAGUCUUCCUGGCCUGUGAGCAAGACAUUGAAAAGGUCUAUGAAAUGUUCUGUCAAGAAGGAUCUAACUUACACUCUGACCUCGGAGAGCUGGUGAUUGUUCCUUUGUAUCCCAAAGAGAAGUGUGCAGUGUUCAAGCCAGUUGAUGAGACAGAAAAAUCAUGCCAAGUGUAUCAAAGAAGAGUGGUGUUGACCACCAGCUCUGGGGAGUCUUUGAUCUGGAACAACACAGUCAGAUUUGUGAUUGACGUGGGUGUGGAAAGAAGACAGGUGUACAACCCCAGAAUUCGAGCCAACUCCCUCGUUCUGCAGCCAAUCAGCCAAAGCCAAGCAGAGCUCCGGAAGCAGCUUCUCGGGUCAUCUUCUUCAGGAAAACUUUUCUGCCUAUACACUGAGGAAUUUGCCUCCAAAGACAUGAGGCCACUUAAGCCCGCAGAAAUGCAGGAGGCCAACCUCACCAGCAUGGUGCUUUUCCUGAAGAGGAUUGACAUCGCCGGCUUGGGCCACUGCGACUUCAUGAACAGACCAGUUGAGAUCCAGCUUUGGUGUGAGGACAGCCGGGACUGCAGCUUCCAUUACAGUCCGAGCAGCUUCUUCCUGGGGCUCUGCUGCGCACACCGAGAGUCCUCUCCCGGACAGUCUCAGGCCUUGUCAGAACCCUUGCUGCUCCGACAGCCGGUGAUGCAGCACAGAGCUGCUGCAUGUGACCUUUUGCAUUGUAAAGCUCCUAACUGCUUUUCCCACCUGCCUCAUGGGGCUGAGGAGGCUGCCAUGACUUGUUGGAAGACAUUUUCACAUCCUGAAGGUGACCACUUUACCCUCAUCAACAUUUUCAAGGCCUACCAAGACGCUGCUCUGAACUCUACCAGUGAACACUGUGUGGAAAAGUGGUGUCAUGAUUACUUCCUCAACUGCUCUGCUCUCAGGAUGGCAGAUGUUAUCCGAGCCGAACUCUUAGAAAUUAUCAAGCGAAUUGAGCUUCCCUAUGCAGAACCUGCUUUUGGCUCCAAAGAAAAUAAUCUGAACAUCAAGAAAGCUCUGCUGUCAGGCUACUUCAUGCAGAUCGCUCGGGACGUUGACGGGGCGGGUAACUACCUGAUGCUAACUCACAAGCAGGUUGCGCAGCUGCAUCCCCUAUCUACUUACUCCAUCACCAAGAAGAUGCCCGAGUGGGUCCUCUUCCAUCAGUUCAGCAUCUCUGAGAACAACUACAUCAGGGUCACCUCAGCAAUCUCUCCUGAACUAUUUAUGCAGCUGGCACCACAGUACUAUUUCAGUAAUCUGCCUCCUAGUGAAAGCAAGGAUAUUCUGCAGCAAGUCAUGGACCACCUGUCCCCGCUCUCCACCAUGAAGAAGGAGGAGGACGCGUGCGACAAGUGCCCAGACACUCCUGAACAGAGAUGCACUCUUCAGUGAGUGCUCAGCAGGCACAGGCGAACACAGACCCCACCGCGAGCCCACAGCAAGCCCACGCCGUGCCCAGAGCCACAGGCUGAUACGGCGAACACGGGACAGUCCCGAAGAAAUGACACUUCAUGUAUGAUUUUAAAAUAAAAAAAUAGGAGUUUUUAUUGCAUUCUUUAAAUUACCUGCUCCAUGUAUUCUUCAUACUGGAAGUUUUUAAUCAAACAUUCAUUCAUAAUUUGACCAAAAUUGAAAUCAACAUUUUCUAAGUGUGUCAUGGACACAUGAAAAAAGAGCCCUACUUUUUGUAGAGGACCUUAAUCUGAAUAAAGUGGUGAGUUUUUCAGUAAA
Dipodomys ordii (Ord's kangaroo rat) is the source of this 2872-nucleotide messenger RNA. RefSeq names its product DEAH (Asp-Glu-Ala-His) box polypeptide 32 (gene Dhx32). The transcript is spliced from 12 exons. Bases 293 to 2533 code for a protein of 746 amino acids. The record is from RefSeq and is a predicted model, not a curated record. Gene Ontology annotation, cellular component: intracellular anatomical structure; spliceosomal complex. Lineage: Eukaryota; Metazoa; Chordata; Mammalia; Rodentia; Heteromyidae. Gene Ontology annotation, molecular function: RNA binding.